AUGUCAAGAGACAUCGAAGAGAACAUCCAGAGAGAGUCAAACACGACGCACGAACAGGAAAUUUCCGCACCAGCGGAAGCACCCUCGACACAGAAAGGCCGGGGACUGCUUCAUGUACCGUCGAGAUCCUCAUCUCAGAAUAUCCAGCCGUCGCCGACAACAACAGGGUUGAGCGGGGCCACAGCAAGGGAAUCGAGAGAGAGCAUCGGAGGUAAUUCUAAAGAUUCAAAAGGCAGCAUGUUGGGACGUCGCAGGAACGGGAGUGCAUCUAGCCACCACUCCGGAGCUGUUACAGGACCCACGAGCACGCCAGGUACCUCGCAGCCAAACUCUCCUGCGGGAGGCGCUCCGCGACGAAAGAAGGGCGGUUUGCUCUCGCUGCUUGGGUGCUGCGGUGUGCCCGACAACGCCAAUGCAUUGGAGGGCGGCGAAGAACCGCUGCCAUCUCACAAGCUUGACAAGAUCCCUCAGCGACAGUUGACUUCCAGCCGCCGGACUGCGACACCCUCCGAUCAGACCAACGGCAGCAAAACUCAAGUCUCUGAGAAGGAGAAGGAAUCUGUAGUGGCAGGCGACGCCGCCCAGGACGCCGCGAAGUCUUCAAAACGGGUCUCCGGCUCCACUGCGCAGGAUCAGUCAACUAUUGGCGAUCGUGACAGCGAGUCAAAGCAAACGACUUUGGUCGGCGCCUCGGGGCCUAGCAUCACGGUGAAUCCUCCGCUGGCUGAAAACCAUGAGGAUGUUGACAUGCCUGAGGCUCCAGCUCCUCCGAAGGAUACCGAUGGCGAUGUAGACAUGGUCGAUGCGGAUGCCACUGCGGAGCGAACCCAGCAGACCGCCGUAGGUGGUGACGAACAGUACCAAAAGCAGGUGCCGCCUCCACCGCCCGGCCCUGUACCAGCUGCGAAUGCGCCUAUUGCUGCAGAGGACAAGGCCACGGCGGUAGCUGAGCAGGUCCCCGAACAGAAGUGGCUGCUUCCGCCCGUGGAGCCUCACUUGAAGGGGAGGAAGUGUCUAGUGCUUGACUUGGAUGAAACGCUGGUUCACUCCUCGUUCAAGAUCUUGCACCAAGCCGACUUCACGAUACCAGUCGAAAUUGAAGGGAAUUACCACAACGUCUAUGUAAUAAAACGACCAGGCGUUGACCAGUUUAUGAAGCGAGUGGGAGAGCUCUAUGAAGUGGUCGUCUUCACGGCCUCUGUCUCUAAGUACGGUGAUCCCUUACUUGAUCAGUUGGAUAUCCACAAAGUGGUACACCAUCGACUGUUCCGGGAGAGUUGUUACAACCACCAGGGCAACUACGUCAAGGACCUGUCUCAAGUCGGUCGAGACCUGAAAGACACCAUCAUCAUUGACAACUCGCCCACCUCGUACAUAUUCCACCCCCAGCAUGCCGUGCCCAUCAGCAGUUGGUUUUCGGACGCACACGACAACGAACUACUGGACCUCAUUCCCGUCCUCGAGGAUUUGGCCGGCUCCAGCGUUCGUGACGUCAGUUUGGUUCUCGACGUCACGCUUUGA
This is a messenger RNA of Neoarthrinium moseri, 1521 nucleotides long. RefSeq lists its product as uncharacterized. The coding region runs from base 1 to 1521 and encodes 506 amino acids. The record is from RefSeq and is a predicted model, not a curated record. Gene Ontology annotation, molecular function: phosphoprotein phosphatase activity. The transcript is spliced from 3 exons. NCBI's taxonomy places the organism in Eukaryota, Fungi, Ascomycota, Sordariomycetes, Amphisphaeriales, Apiosporaceae. Gene Ontology annotation, cellular component: plasma membrane.